Molecule: messenger RNA, 1213 nt
Organism: Lobosporangium transversale
Lineage: Eukaryota; Fungi; Mortierellomycota; Mortierellomycetes; Mortierellales; Mortierellaceae
Exons: 3
Coding region: 112-1146 (344 amino acids)
Molecular function (GO): oxidoreductase activity, acting on the CH-CH group of donors, NAD or NADP as acceptor
Source: RefSeq, a predicted model, not a curated record
GGAACCGAAAACAACCCAACACUAUCACUGCCAAACUCCCUUCCCUCUCUCCAAAAAAACAACAACAACAACAACAACAACAACACCAUCAACAUCAAAGAAGAAAGAAAGAUGACUUUCUCCAAAGAAAUCACCCAAGAUCGUAUCCUCAUCUCAAAGAUCCCUGAAGGAGUCACACCUAAUAAAAGCCAUUUUCGCUCUGUAACUGUCACUGAGCCUGCACCUGUCCUUAAAGACAAUGAGGUCUUUGUUAAGAAUCUCAUCUUUUCCUUGGAUCCUUAUAUCCGUCAUGACUUCAGCAAUGACAAGAAGGAAUCAAGGGUGGUUGGAUUUGCGAUAGCAAAAGUGGUUGAUUCCAAGAACCCAAAGUUUCCUGUCGGUGCCUUAGUUCAUUCUCCUUCUCACUGGGAAGAAUACACACAUGUUUAUGAACCUGAAUACAUUAACGAUCUUAAUGUCUUGGAUAAUGCGGUUGACUCCAAGGUGCCCCUUUCAGCUUACACCGGCGUCCUGGGUAUUCCUGGCUUCACUGUUUGGGAUUCACUCAACUUGCGUGGUGACCUCAAGGCUGGAGAGACCAUUUAUAUCUCUAGUGCCGCAGGAACUCUGGGACAGUUGGCUGGCCAAUUGGCCAAGAGAAAAGGCCUUCGCGUAAUUGGAUCUGCUGGCUCGGAUGAAAAGGUUACAUUCCUCAAGGAUGAGCUCGGCUUUGAUGCUGCAUUCAACUACAAGACCCAGGACAAACGUAAAGCCUUAACGGAGGCAGUAGGUGAAGCUGGACUGGAUAUCUAUUACGAUCUUGUUGGAGACGACACUACUGAGAUCGUAUUAGACUUGCUUAACCCACGCGGUCGUGUCCUAGCAGUCGGAGCCUUGGCAUAUCAUCAGAAUACUGAGCCUUAUGCGCCUAAGAACCUGAUCAACAUCCUCUUUAAGGAACUCCGUUAUGAAGGCUACCUUGUCUUUAGUCACUAUGAGAGAUUUGGAAAGUUUCUUGAGGAGCUGACACCUCUGGUGGCCAACGGUGAAGUCAAGUACAAAGACGCUGUCCUCAAACAUGGCGUCGACAAAAUUGGUGAAACAUAUGUCGACUUUUUGAAUGGAGCCUUUGUUGGAAAGGUGAAUGUUCAAGUUGCUGACGCAUAGAAACAGAAUCAUACAAGCUUAAAUAUAGUAGAACAGCAACACUUCUUUAAAGUAAUAUAACCUGCGG